AUGGGGCCCACAAUGGUCAUCAAGGUUUUUGCCUUGAUCGCAAUCACCAUAGCAAUAUCCAUUAUUGCAUUAAGCUCCAUUAACAUAACCCACCAAAACCAUCACGAAACCCUACACCAGCCCACCAGCCCGGUGGUAGUUCCCUCGAAGAGGCCCGUAAGUCGGUUUCUAGCUGAACACAAUAAAGAUUAUCUACACCAUGGAAGAAGCUUAAAGCCGGCUGAUCAUUGUCACAAGGAUUAUGAAGUUUGUGACAUUAUGUAUGGAAAAAACUACACAUGUUGUGGGAAUAAAUGCUUUGAUCUCAACAUUGAUAAGAAUAAUUGUGGAGCUUGCCAUAAAAAGUGUAAGUUUACGUAUGAUUGUUGCAAUGGAAAGUGCGUUGACAAAGCGUAUGAUAAGAGGCAUUGCGGGAGAUGCAACAAUAAGUGCUUAAUUGGACAAUAUUGUGUUUAUGGGAUGUGUGAUUAUGCUUAAUAA
Amaranthus tricolor (Joseph's coat) is the source of this 480-nucleotide messenger RNA. RefSeq names its product stigma-specific STIG1-like protein 3. NCBI's taxonomy places the organism in Eukaryota, Viridiplantae, Streptophyta, Magnoliopsida, Caryophyllales, Amaranthaceae. The record is from RefSeq and is a predicted model, not a curated record. The transcript has a single exon. Bases 1 to 477 code for a protein of 158 amino acids.